Messenger RNA from Penicillium coprophilum, 1977 nucleotides. Its product is annotated as glycine--tRNA ligase. The record is from RefSeq and is a predicted model, not a curated record. The transcript has 2 exons. Gene Ontology annotation, cellular component: cytoplasm; mitochondrion. Gene Ontology annotation, biological process: mitochondrial glycyl-tRNA aminoacylation. Gene Ontology annotation, molecular function: glycine-tRNA ligase activity; ATP binding. The coding region runs from base 1 to 1977 and encodes 658 amino acids. NCBI's taxonomy places the organism in Eukaryota, Fungi, Ascomycota, Eurotiomycetes, Eurotiales, Aspergillaceae.
AUGGCCACCGUCAACACCAAGACUGGCCAGUCCAUCGACCGGACGGUGCUGGACUCCAUGCUCCGCCGCCGCAUGUUCUACACCCCCUCCUUCGAAAUUUACGGUGGUGUCUCUGGUCUGUAUGAUUAUGGCCCACCUGGAACUGCCCUGAUCGCCAACAUGACCGACUUGUGGCGCAAGCACUUCGUGCUCGAGGAGGACAUGCUUGAGGUCGACACCACCAUGUUGACCCCCCACGAGAUUCUCAAGACCAGUGGUCACGUCGACAAGUUCGCCGACUGGAUGUGCAAGGACCCCAAGACUGGCGAGAUCUUCCGUGCCGAUCACUUGGUUGAGGAAGUGCUCGAGGCCCGCCUCAAGGGAGACAAGCAAGCGCGCGGCGAGAAAGUUGUUGUGGACGAGGAGAAGGAGGCCAAGAAGAAGAGAAAGGCCAAGGGCACUGAGGCCAAAAAGCUGGAUGAUGCCCUUGUCAAGGAGUACGAGGAGACCCUCGCACAGAUUGACAACUAUGGUGGCCCUGAGUUGGAGCAGCUCAUCAAGAAGCAUGACAUCCGCAACCCCGUCACCGGCGGCGAGGUGCUGCCUCCGGUCUCCUUCAACCUCAUGUUCCAGACCUCCAUUGGCCCCAGCGCCAACAUGCCUGGCUACUUGCGUCCCGAGACCGCCCAGGGUCAAUUCCUGAACUUCGCUAAGCUUCUGGAGUUCAACCAGCAGUCGAUGCCUUUCGCCUCUGCCUCCAUUGGCAAGUCGUUCCGUAAUGAGAUUUCCCCGCGUGCGGGUCUCCUUCGUGUCCGCGAGUUCCUUAUGGCCGAGAUUGAGCACUACGUCGACCCAGAGGGUGGCAAGAAGCACGUUCGCUUCGAUGAAAUCAAGGAUACUGAGCUGUCUUUGCUCGACCGUAACGUACAGCUGUCCGGAAGCACCAAGCUGACCAAGAUGACCAUCGGCAAGGCCGUUGAGAGCGGACUGGUCGAUAACGAAACUCUGGGUUAUUUCUUGGCCCGCAUUCAGUCCUUCCUGUUGAAGCUUGGUGUUGACCCCACCAAGCUGCGCUUCCGUCAGCACAUGGCCAAUGAGAUGGCUCACUACGCUACUGACUGCUGGGAUGCCGAGUUGCAGACCAGCUACGGCUGGAUCGAGUGUGUCGGCUGUGCUGACCGCUCCGCUUACGAUCUGACUGUUCACAAGGACAAGACUGGUGCCCCUCUCGUGGUGCGCCAGGCCCGUGCUGAGCCUCUGCGUAUUGAGGAGUACCAGAUUGACCUCGAGAAGAAGAAGUUCGGUCCCCGAUUCAAGAAGGAUGCCAAGACUGUCGAGGCAGCUAUCGACGCUCUGUCCCAGGAGCUGCGCGAAAAGUUGUCUCUUGACCUCGAGAAGAAUGGCAAGAUUGAGGUCGAUGUUGAGGGUGUUGGAUCUGGUAAGGUCGAGAUCGAGAAGGACUUGAUCAAGAUUGAGAAGCGUACUCGUGUUGACAAUGUCCGCGAGUACACCCCCAACGUCAUCGAGCCCUCCUUCGGUAUUGGACGUAUCUUGUACAGUAUGAUUGAGCACUCCUACUGGUCCCGCGCCGGUGACGAGACUCGUGGUGUAAGUCCUUUCUUUCCCCCCGCUGUUGCCCCCACAAAGGUCCUGCUGGUUCCCCUCUCCACUCACGCCUCCUUCAAGCCUCUGACCCAGCGUCUGACUUCGAAGCUGCGCAAGGCCGGUGUCUCCAACCGUGUCGAUGACUCUUCUGCCAGUAUCGGUAAGCGUUACUCCCGUAACGACGAGCUGGGCACACCCUUCGGUAUCACUGUGGAUUUCCAGUCCGUUCAGGACAACACCUUCACCCUGCGCGACCGCGAUACCACUAAGCAGGUCCGUGCCAGCGAGGACGAGAUUCUGCAGGCUGUCAAGUCGCUUGUUGAGGGCGACGAGACAUGGGAGGAUAUCCGCAAGCGCCUGCCUGAGUUCACUUCCCAGGAAGUCGAGGCUUAG